AUGGUAUUUGAAUUGCUUUGUUGUAAUCUCUACGAAUUUAUAGCUUUAAAUAAUUUUGUAGGAUUGGAACCUGAUUUAAUAAGAAGAUUUGCAAUUUAAAUCCUUUAAGCUCUUUUUUAUUUAAAAGCAUGCAACAUAAUCCAUUGUGAUUUAAAGCCAGAGAAUAUCCUCUUAAAAGAACUUACAAAAUCUGGUUUAAGAGUGAUAGAUUUUGGUUCAAGUUGUUUUGCUAAUAAUAAAAUGUAUACUUAUAUUCAAGUAAAUAUAUUAUUAAUUAAAAUAAAGAGCAGAUUUUAUAGAGCUCCAGAAAUAAUCCUUAGAAUAAAUUAUUCAUUCUAAAUAGAUAUGUGGAGUUUUGGAUGUAUAAUUGCUGAACUCUUUCUUGGAGAAUCUUUGUUCUAAUCUAAAACUGAAAAAGAAUUAUUAUAUAUUUAGACUAAAGUUUUAGGAAUGCCUUCAAAGGACAUUAUUGAUUAAAGUCCUAAAAGAUCAAAGUAUUUUGAUGAUAAAUACCAACUCAAUUAUAAAGUAAAAUAGACAGAUUAUAUUUAAAAAUUGAAGCCUCUUUCUCAAUUACUAGAAAAAGCAGAUGCAGAAUUUUAUGAUGUAUAAAUUAAAUUCUAAAAAUUAGUUUAUAAACAAAUGUUUAUAAUGGAAUUAAUAUUAAAGAUUAACACCAGAAUAAGCUUUAGAUCAUCCUUGGGUUAUAAAUAGUCUGUCUUAACCAAUUAAAAAUGAACUUCUCCAAAAAAGAAAAAAUAUCAAUUAAAUAAUUAUCAGUUCCAAAAAUCAUGAAAAGCAAGAAAUUAAUUGA
Molecule: messenger RNA, 814 nt
Organism: Paramecium sonneborni
Lineage: Eukaryota; Ciliophora; Oligohymenophorea; Peniculida; Parameciidae
Source: the annotation of a GenBank genome assembly